UCCCCCACGCCCCCGCCCGCCCGUCGCUCGCUCGCACGCACGCCCGCUAGUAAUUUCACUUUGCCACGCGAGCUCCGUAUCCCGAGAAAUCCCGCCCCCCGCUCCCCCUGGCCCCGCCGGGAGCCGGCCCUUUCCCCGGCCAGGUGCGCGAGCCUGCGCGCUCCUCCCCCGCCUCCUCCGGCGGGUCCCUGGCGCGCCGGGGCCGGGGCCCGGCUGGGGCGGAUGCGCGCACGGCGCCUCUCCACCAACCCGCUCCCCUGCAGGUCCCUCGCUCGCUCGCUCGCCAUCCCUCGCCGGCGCUCCCUCGCUCCCCCCACCCCCCCUUGAUUGACAGGCAAGAUGUCGGUGUGGAGCGAGGCAGGAGCGAGUGCAGCAGCCGUCACCCCCGGAGCCCGGCGGCGGCAGCAGCAGCAGCAGCAGCAGCAGCGCGAGGAGGAGACAGCAGCCAGCCGCAGUCGCCGCCGCAGCCGCGGGAGCAAUGCAGACAGCAUCUUGAGAACGCGCUAAAGCCCCCAAACGCUGGACAAUGCCGUGUCACUGCAACUGGGAGGGGGGCAAAGCAGAAUUUUUUUGACAUAAAAGCAAGCCAGCCAAAAAUAUAUAAUUUUGUCCUUCACGGAGCCGGUGUGUAAAGAGUGAGCGCUGUUUUCCUUCUCCCCCUCCUCUUCCUCCUCCCCUUCUCCCUCCCCCCACUCCUCCUCUUUUUCCUCCUCCUCCUCCCUAAGUGUACAGACAGCAUCACAUCACCUGGUUUGCUUCUGAGAAACAGCAUCUCUCCUUUUCAAGGACCAGAGACUCAGAGAGAGGAGACAUUCUAAUGGAGUCUGCUUGAUACCCCAAAAUAAAAUAAUAAAUUUUGGCUCCUGUCCCCUCCUCCCACCCCCACCCCCUCAACCCCGUGUGAGAUGUUGGGUUUCUUCUUCAUGAGACAUUGUUGAGAAGUCGCAGUGGUUGGAGAGGCGGCGGGGGUAGACUACCUCCCCCCCCCCCUUUUUUCUCUCUGGGAGGAGGAGGAGGGGAAGGGGGCUUGCAGAGCAAGCGAUGGAUGAGGAAAACAUGACGAAAAGCGAGGAGCAGCAGCCUCUGAGUUUGCAAAAAGCCUUACAGCAGUGCGAGUUGGUCCAAAACAUGAUAGACCUGAGCAUCUCCAACCUGGAAGGGCUUAGGACCAAAUGUGCUACCUCCAACGACCUCACACAAAAAGAAAUCCGGACCCUGGAGAGCAAGCUGGUGAAGUACUUCAGCCGGCAGCUGUCCUGCAAAAAGAAGGUGGCCCUGCAGGAGCGCAACGCCGAGCUGGACGGCUUCCCCCAGCUCCGGCACUGGUUCCGGAUCGUCGACGUGCGCAAGGAAGUCCUGGAGGAGAUCACCCCCGGCCAGCUGAGUCUGGAGGACCUCCUGGAGAUGACGGAUGAGCAGGUGUGUGAGACCGUGGAGAAAUACGGAGCCAACCGGGAGGAGUGUGCGCGCCUCAAUGCCUCCCUGUCCUGCCUGCGGAAGGUCCACAUGUCAGGAGGCAACCUUUCCAAACAAGACUGGACCAUCCAGUGGCCCACCACGGAGACGGGGAAGGAGAACAAUCCCGUGUGCCCCCCGGAGCCGACCCCGUGGAUCCGCACCCACCUCUCCCAGAGCCCCAGGGUCCAGUCCAAGUGCGUCCAGCACUACUGUCACACCAGCCCCACCCCCGGGGCCCCCGUGUACACCCACGUGGACAGGCUCACCGUGGACGCCUACCCGGGCCUAUGCCCGCCACUGCCACUGGAGUCGGGCCACCGUUCCCUGCCCCCGUCGCCCAGGCAAAGGCAUGCGGUCCGCACUCCACCGCGCACCCCCAAUAUCGUCACCACCGUGACCCCGCCAGGCACGCCGCCCAUGAGGAGGAAGAGCAAGCUGAAGCCCCCCGGGACCCCGCCACCCUCUUCCCGAAAGCUCAUCCACUUGAUCCCGGGUUUCACGGCCCUGCAUCGGAGCAAGUCCCACGAGUUCCAGCUGGCGCACCGCGUAGACGAGGCCCACACGCCCAAAGCCAAGAAGAAAAGCAAACCCUUGAACCUCAAGAUCCACAGCAGCGUGGGCAGCUGCGAGAACAUCCCUUCGCAGCAGCGCUCCCCGCUGCUCUCCGAGCGCUCCCUCCGCUCCUUUUUUGUGGGGCACGCGCCCUUCCUGCCCUCCACCCCUCCCGUCCACACCGAGGCCAACUUCUCCGCAAACACACUGUCAGUGCCACGCUGGUCCCCGCAGAUCCCUCGCCGAGACCUCGGCAACUCCAUCAAGCACAGGUUUUCCACCAAGUACUGGAUGUCUCAGACGUGCACAGUCUGUGGGAAAGGGAUGCUUUUUGGCCUCAAGUGUAAAAACUGCAAGUUAAAGUGCCACAACAAAUGCACCAAAGAAGCCCCGCCCUGUCAUCUCCUGAUCAUCCAUCGAGGAGAUUUGGUCUGCUGUUUUGCCCCUACGGAUCCAGCACGGUUAGUCCGGACAGAGUCCGUCCCGUGUGACAUCAACAACCCUCUACGAAAGCCACCCCGGUAUUCGGACCUGCACAUCAGUCAGACGCUCCCCAAAACCAACAAGAUCAACAAGGACCACAUCCCUGUCCCUUACCAGCCAGAUUCUAGCAGCAAUCCCUCGUCCACGACGUCCUCCACGCCCUCCUCGCCAGCACCCCCUCUCCCACCCAGCGCCACGCCGCCUUCUCCCUUACACCCUUCCCCACAGUGCACAAGGCAGCAGAAGAACUUCAACCUGCCAGUGUCCCACUACUACAAAUACAAGCAGCAGUUCAUCUUCCCAGAUGUGGUGCCAGUGCCGGAGACACCGACUCGGGCGCCCCAGGUCAUCCUGCAUCCGGUGACCUCGAAUCCAAUCUUGGAAGGAAAUCCAUUACUUCAAAUUGAAGUGGAGCCAACCUCGGAGAAUGAAGAGGGCCACGACGAGGCCGAGGAGUCGGAGGAUGACUUUGAGGAGAUGAACCUGUCCCUCCUCUCGGCCCGGAGCUUCCCGCGCAAGGCCAGUCAGACCAGCAUCUUCCUGCAGGAGUGGGACAUCCCUUUCGAGCAGCUGGAGAUCGGCGAGCUCAUCGGGAAGGGCCGCUUCGGGCAGGUGUACCACGGCCGCUGGCACGGCGAGGUGGCCAUCCGGCUGAUCGACAUCGAGAGGGACAAUGAGGACCAGCUGAAGGCCUUCAAGCGAGAGGUGAUGGCCUACAGGCAGACGCGGCACGAGAACGUGGUGCUCUUCAUGGGCGCCUGCAUGAGCCCGCCCCACCUGGCCAUCAUCACCAGCCUCUGCAAGGGACGGACGCUCUAUUCUGUAGUGAGGGAUGCCAAGAUCGUCUUGGAUGUCAACAAAACAAGGCAGAUUGCCCAAGAGAUUGUGAAGGGCAUGGGCUACCUCCACGCCAAGGGAAUCCUUCACAAGGACCUCAAGUCGAAGAACGUCUUCUAUGACAACGGCAAAGUGGUGAUCACAGACUUUGGGCUCUUCAGCAUUUCCGGGGUGCUGCAGGCUGGCAGACGUGAGGACAAGCUGCGCAUCCAGAAUGGCUGGCUGUGCCACCUGGCGCCUGAGAUCAUUCGCCAGCUGUCUCCUGACACGGAGGAGGACAAGCUCCCCUUCUCCAAGCACUCGGACGUCUUUGCGCUGGGCACAAUCUGGUAUGAACUCCACGCCAGGGAGUGGCCUUUCAAGACCCAACCAGCAGAGGCAAUAAUCUGGCAAAUGGGCACAGGCAUGAAACCCAACCUCAGCCAGAUCGGCAUGGGGAAAGAGAUCUCGGACAUUCUUCUCUUCUGCUGGGCCUUUGAACAAGAAGAAAGACCCACCUUCACCAAGCUCAUGGACAUGCUGGAGAAACUGCCCAAGCGGAACCGCCGCCUGUCUCAUCCCGGACAUUUCUGGAAGUCUGCAGAGUAG
Diceros bicornis minor is the source of this 3918-nucleotide messenger RNA. RefSeq names its product kinase suppressor of ras 2 (gene KSR2). NCBI's taxonomy places the organism in Eukaryota, Metazoa, Chordata, Mammalia, Perissodactyla, Rhinocerotidae. Bases 1042 to 3918 code for a protein of 958 amino acids. Gene Ontology annotation, biological process: protein phosphorylation. The record is from RefSeq and is a predicted model, not a curated record. Gene Ontology annotation, molecular function: ATP binding; protein kinase activity. The transcript has 20 exons.